CUCAAACUUUUGGAUACAAGCACGCGAACCUCGAUUGCCAGACUUCUUGCUAUUGCACUUCAAGUCGCGUGCAACCACUGGAUACUGUGACCGCUGCCACGAACCCCAUCAGUGUUGUUAACGUUAGAGGACCCGCUCAUCCCAAAUUACGGUCCCGUCUAUCGACGAGCCAAGCGCUCGCAGCGGUUCAAGAUGGCGGCACCCAAGUUGACCAAGAACCAGUUGCGCCGAGCCAAGAAGAAGGAGCAGAAGAAAGCUCAAGUCCAGAACGGUUCCAAAACACCCGAAAUCAAAGACGAGCCCGCAAAGGACGAGCUCAAAAAGCAGGAGCCCUCAGGCGAUGGCAUCAAAUCCUCCGAUCUUGAGGUCAAAAAAGACCCGGACGCAUCCGGCGAUUAUGAUGCUGACGGCCCGGUUGUCGAUGGCUUUCUACCAGAGGACGAUCCCGCAUUUGCCGAGUACAGGACUGUGUUCGAGAAAUUUGGCGUGAGCUUUGAGGACAACGAGGUCGCGCGGGAAGCAAAUGCGGGAAACAAGGGCGAGGUAUUCUUCGACCAAGAUGAUGAGAUUCCAAGUGAGGACGAGGAGGCCCAACCCAAGCUGUCCAAGAAGAAGCGCAAGAAGCUGAACAAGCUCUCCAUCGCCGAGCUCAAGGCACUGGUGCGGAACCCCGAGGUCGUGGAAUGGCACGACGUCUCGUCGUCAGACCCUCGCCUCCUGGUUCAGAUCAAAGCUCAGCGCAACGUGGUCCCAGUACCAAGCCACUGGUCAUUAAAACGAGAGUACCUGUCCAGCAAGAGGGGUAUCGAGAAGCCGCCCUUCAAACUGCCCAAAUUCAUCGCCGAGACGGGUAUUACCGAGAUGCGCGAUGCCGUUCUUGAGAAGCAAGCCGAGCAGACGCUCAAACAAAAGCAGCGCGAGCGUGUACAGCCCAAGAUGGGCAAGCUCGACAUUGACUACCAAAAACUCUACGAUGCCUUUUUCCGCCACCAGACCAAGCCCGACCUUACCCGCUUCGGCGACGUCUACUACGAAGGCAAAGAGUGGGAGGCAGACUACAAGGUCUUCAAACCGGGCGAAAUAAGCGACGCGCUGCGGGAAGCCCUCGGCAUGCAGCCCGGGUUCCCGCCCCCGUGGCUCCUCCAACAGCAGCGCGUCGGCCCUCCGCCUUCUUACCCUACCCUCAAAAUCCCCGGCCUCAACGCCCCCUUGCCGCCAGGCGCGGCGUGGGGUUUCCAACCCGGCCAGUGGGGCAAGCCGCCGCUAGACGAGUACAACCGGCCGCUCUACGGCGGCGACAUCUUCGGCAUCAUGGCGCCAGGCCAACAAGUUCAACCCGGCACCGCAGCACCUUACCAACCGCAGCCUCCACAGGCCCAACUCCAACCGGCCGCCGCGGCCAGCAUCCCGCUCGGCGAGCCGGUCGAACGCACGCUGUGGGGCGAGCUGCAGCCGCCAGCCGAGGAGUCCGAGGAAGAGGAAGAAGAGGAGGAGGAAGAAGAAGAAAGCGGCUCAGAAGCAGGCGACCUGCCGCCUGCUGGGGGCAUCGACACGACCAGCGGGCUGGAGACGCCUGGCGGGUACGCCAGCACGAUCCACCCAGACGCGGCACCGGGGGCCACCGGGAUCGAGACCAGCAUGGCGGGCGAGUUCGACCUGCGCAAGACGCGCCGCGGCUUCGAGACGGAAGAGUCGUCGUACGGCGGACCGCGCCAGGCAUACACCGUCAUUCCCGAACGCCAGGCCCGCGUCGAGGGCUUCUUUGGCAGCGACAAGACGUACGACCUGUCCAAAGCCGCCGCCGGCCGGGGUGGUGCUGGUGCUGGUGCUGGACCCGCUGGAAAUGUGCCGGUGCUGGGACAGGAGGAUGAAUCGAGAAAGCGCAAGAAGCCUGGCGAUGUCGACGUGGCGCUCGAUCCGGACGCCCUGGCGGCCCAGGGCGGCAUCAGCAAGGAGGAGAUGAGGAAGAAGUACGAGGCCUCGCGCCGCGAGGAGGGCAUCGGCGCGCAGUGGACCCGCACCAGCUACGAGGAGGACUUGAGUGACAUGAUUGCCCAGGAGAGCAGGAAGAGGCAGAAGAGGGAGGAGGAGAGGAGGGGAGACCGGGGCGGACGGCAUCGGUGAACAUGGGAUUCGAAUGCCCAGGGGGUUUGAUUCGUAGGCCCAUGGGGUUUCGGCGGGAACAGACGCCAGUACCUUCAGGCUUUUGUGGUGCAAUAUACAAUACACAGAGGUUGAUGGGUUGGGAUGGGCGGCGUUUUCUAGGACUGCGUUGGGAAACGGACGGGAUUUGUACUGACUGUACUCCUCAUAUGAGUUUAGGGAUGUAGGAGUAGAUCGACG
Molecule: messenger RNA, 2343 nt
Organism: Canariomyces notabilis
Lineage: Eukaryota; Fungi; Ascomycota; Sordariomycetes; Sordariales; Chaetomiaceae
Product: DUF382-domain-containing protein
Exons: 2
Coding region: 193-2124 (643 amino acids)
Cellular component (GO): nucleus
Source: RefSeq, a predicted model, not a curated record